CAAGUCUGCUGGAACUGGAAUUAUAGACAGUUGUGAGCUGUCCUGUGUGUGUUGGGAAUUGAACCCGGGUUCUCUGGAAGAGCUCUUAACCACUGAGCCAUCUCUCCAGCCCUGCUGUGUUUUUAGAGACAAGGUCUCUCUAGGUAGUCCUAGCUGAACUGGUACUUGCUAAUGUAGACCACACUGCCUCCAGAGUGCUAGGCUUAAAGGCAUGUGCCACUAUACGCAGCUUGUUUUGUUUUGAGACAGGGCUUCAUGUAGCACAGGCUGGCCUUGAACGUGAUGUGUAAGGAAAGAUGACCUUGAACUCCUGAUUCUCUUAUCUCCAUCUCACAAGUGUUGGAUCACAUGUUACAGGUUUGCACCGUGCAGCAGCUUUCAGUAAAGAAUAUGCAGAAAAGUAUGAUGCUAAAAUGUAGGAGGAACUUAGUACUAAGACAAUUGAUGUCUUCAUUGGUCACCACUUUCUUCUGCUUUACCGUACAAGGAAUAUUGGUAAAUGUCUAUAAUCAUUAUUGAUUAAUUGACUGUGGUACUGGUUAAUUGGAACCUAGAGCUCUGUGUAUGCUAGGCGUCUACUUUAAUCACUGAGCUACAAUCCCAACCCCCUUUUCAACUUUUAUUCAUUUAUUUUUAAAGACCUGUUUCUUUUUCAUGAGUUAUUUGCCUGCAUGUACCUUUGUGGACUGUAUAUGCCUGGUGCCAGAAGGGGUCAGAAGAGGAGCUCCAUUCCCAUCUCAACCCUGGAACUGGAGUUACAGGUCCUUUGUGAGCCACCAUGUGGGUGCUGGGACCCAAACCUGGGUCCUCUGCAAGAGCAGCAAGUGCUCUUAACUGUUGAGCCAUCCCUCCAGUUCUCUUACUUUUUAUUUUGAAAUCGUCUAAAUGAAGUUGCUCAUGCUGAUGACCUUGAACUCACUCUGUAGUUCAGGCAGGCUUUGAACUUAAGAUCCUCCUGCCUCAGGCUCACCAGUAUCUGGGACUAUAGGUGUGUGUUAACAGCCCACCUUGUAACGAACCUGUUUAAAAGAACUAUGUUGUUCUUUUUAAAAAAUAAUUUUAUCCCUGGAUAAUGGUAGCACACACCUUUAAUCCCAGCACUCAGGAAGUAGAGGCAGGUGGAUCUCUGUGAGUCUGAGGCCAGCCUGGUCUACAGAGCUAGCUCCAGGACAACCAGGGCUACACAGAGAAACCUUGUCUUGACAAAGAGAAAAAAAGUAAGAAUGAAUGCUUUUGUCUCAAGUCAGGAGGUUAAGGAAGAAGCUGGCCAUCUUGGAAAUUCAGCGUCUUUAUUACCUAGUCAUGGCCCCUCUCCUUAUCUGUCUGCCUGCCAGGGAGUCUAACUCCUGGUCUCUCACAUUCGCUACCAAGCCAAGGGUGGUGCCAAACAUCAUUCCCACUAGAGUGUAAAGAAUCCUUACUAGAGGGGCUGGAGAGAUGGCUCAGAGGUUAAGAGCACUGGCUGCUCUUCCAGAUGUCCUGAGUUCAAUUCCCAGCAACCACAUGGUGGCUCACAAACAUCUCUGUAAUGAGAUCUGGUGCCCUCUUCUGGCGUGCAGUCAUACACGGAGGCAGAGCACUGUAUACAUAAAAAGUCCUCACUAGAGAGUCUGAGACGAGAGAAUUGCUUGGAAUUCUGCCUGAGCAAUAUAAAGGUGGGAGCAUCUUUAAUCCCAGCACUUGCAAGGCAGAGGCCAGCCCCGUCUACGGAGCAAGUUCCUGGACAGCCAGGACCACGAAGUGAGAACCAGUCUUUAAAAAAUAUAUCUAUCCAUCGAAGGCUACUACACCCUUUUCCUCCCUAGUAACACAAGCCAUGAGGGUUUACUAGUUAUUUUAAUAGUCUUGACAUUGAAAAUCCGGCCUGAGCUCGGGAGAUAAAGGAAAGGAGGAGGUAGGGGUUGGCCAUCCCAAAAGCAAAGCGACUGUAGUCGACUCAGCCCUUAGAGAGGAGGGGAAAAAAGGAACUACUGGAUUGCCUUCCGGUCCAGAACGGAACCCCGCCCCGCCAGGUUUCACGUGACCGGCAGCGCGGCGGAUAAACUACAACUCCCAGAGAGCCACGCGGCCGGCCGGCGUUACGCUUUCUCGCUGAUUGGUCACUAGGGAUAUUUGAAAGGAGGAGCUGGCGGGGAAAGCGAAGACUACCUUUCGGAUAUUUGGUGGAUCCUCCGACUGGAGGUUAGUCCUAGACGCGUAAAGAACGGCGACUUUGGGUGAAGUAAGGCUCGAAGGGUCUCGUGAGAGCGUGCUCAAGCCGAGGUGAAUGACGUUCCCGUUUCUGACCUCAGGGGAAACAGGGCGGCUCUGCGGAGGCUCGGGGACCCCUCCAAAGGCUUGGUCGGCGCCCGGGGGCCUGCGGAGACCUCUGGGGUGCCUCGGUGGGAACAGGAGGACAAGGGGCGGCCUGGAGGAAGAAAGCGUGUACACGGUAGUUCACGGCGGGAGCCCAGCGUCUGGGCAUGGUCCCCACCCACCCCAUAGGAUUUGUGGUGGGGUUCUUUUCCUGCUUCGAUCCCUUGAACACUGCUACAACCCUCAACCCCCUCUUUCCUCCACUUAUUUCCAUGACAAAUCUUCGCAGCCUUCUACAGUUCAUUUCCUUUUCUCUAGCCUUUGCCAUGAGGAACUUCAAAGGCGUCAACUUCGCGACUCUGCUAUGCAGCAAGAAGGAGGCCCAGAAGCUGCUGCCUGACUUGAAGGAGUUCCUGUCCAGAUCCCGAACUGAUUUUCCCAGCGGCCGCUGUGAUGCUGAAAGAAGACAGAUCUGUGACACCAUCCUGAGGGCUUGCAACCAGCAGCUGACUGCCAAGCUCGAUUGCCCUGGGCAUCUGAGGAGUCUGCUGGACCUGGUGGAGCUGGCCUGUGAUGGCUAUUUGUCGUCUACCCCACAGCGCCCUCCCCUCUAUCUGGAACGCAUUCUUUUCAUCUUACUUCGGAAUGGUUUGGCUCAGGGAAGCCCAGACUCUGUGCUCUGCCUUGCCCAGCCUCUCCAUGCCUGCUUGGUACAGAGCUCUCGAGAGGCUGCCCCCCAGGACUAUGAGGCCGUGGCUCGGGGCAGUUUCUCUCUCCUUUGGAAGGGGGCAGAAGCUCUGUCAGAGCGGCGAGCGGCAUUCUCCACCCGGCUGAAGGCCUUGAGUUUCUUAGCACUCUUGGAGGACGACAGCGUCCCCUGUGAGGUUCCCCACUUUGCCUCUCCAACAGCCUGUCGGGUGGUGGCUGCCUAUCAGCUGUUCGAUGCUAGUGGACAAGGUCUAGAUGAAGCAGACGCUGACUUCCUGUAUGACCUGCUCUCUAGGCAUGUGAUCAGAGUCUUAGUAGGUGAAGGGGGUAGCCCUCCUGGGCCUCUUUCUCCCCAGAGGGCCCUCUGCCUCUUGGAACUCACCUUGGAACACUGUCGUCGCCUCUGCUGGAGCCGCCACCACCGCAAGGCCACCAGCGCGGUGGAGGAGGCUCGUGGUCACCUCGAGAAGAGCGGUGUGGCCCCUAGCCUCCAGUUAUGCCAGGUGGGGGUUGAGCUGCUCGAGGCCGCGGAAAAAAGACCAGGGGCAGUGGCCCAGCUUCUGACGAAGGCAUCGGCUCUUCUGAGCAGCAGUCUGGAGGCACCACUGCCCCCGCUUCGGGCACUGUAUGACAGCUGCCAGUUCUUCCUUGCCGGCCUGGAGAGAGGCAGCAAGAGGCACUACGGGCUCGAUGCCAUAUUGAACCUCUUUGCUUUUCUUGGAGGGUACUGCUCCCUUGUCCGGCAGCUUCGAGAUGUCUGUGAUGUUCCCUCCAAGCAGCAGCAGUCUUUGCUUCAGAUGUACUUCCAGGGUCUUCACCUCUUCACCGGGAUGGUUUACGACUUUGCUCAAGGCUGUCAGGCAGCAGAGCUGGCCCAGCUAGUGGAGAGUUGCAGGUGUACUGUUGUCUGGAUGCUGGAGGCCCUGGAGGGCCUGUCGGGCAGAGAGCUGACUGACUGUCUGGGGAUGACCGCCUCCUACAGCAGCAACUUGGCCUUCAGCUUCUUCAAUCACAAGCUCUAUGACGAGGCCUGUGCCGUCUCGGAGCCGGUCUGUCAGCACUUGGGCUUGGCAAAGUCAGGUGCUUGUCCUGAGGUGCCUCCCGAGAAGCUGCAUAGGUGCUUCCGGCUGCAUGUGGAGAGUUUGAAGAAACUGGGUAAACAGGCCCAGGGCUGCGAGAUGGUGACCUUAUGGCUGGCGGCUCUACGACCUUACAGCUUUGAACACAUGACCGAGCCAGUCACUUUCUGGGUCCGGGUCAAAAUGGAUGCAGCCAGAGCAGGAGACAAAGAUCUCCAGCUGAAGACUUUGCGAGACAGCUUGAGUUGUUGGGACCCAGAGACACAGGUUCUGCUGCUGAGGGAGGAGCUGCGAGCCUACAAGGCAGUGCGGGCUGACACUGGGCAGGAACGCUUUAACGUCAUCUGUGACCUGCUGGAGCUCAGCCCUGAAGAGACGGCCUCGGGAGCCUGGGCCCGAGCUACCCACCUGGUGGAACUGGCGCAGGUGCUGUGCUACCACAACUUUGCCCAGCAGACCGACUGCUCUGCCUUGGAUGCUAUCCAGGAAGCCCUGCAGCUUCUGGAGUCUGUGAGGCCUGAGGCACAGGAGCAGGAUUGCCUUCUGGACGAUAAAGCACAGGCCUUGUUAUGGCUCUACAUCUGUACCUUGGAGGCCAAAAUUCAGGAAGGUAUUGAACGGGAUCGGAGAGCCCAGGCCCCUACUAACAUGGAGGAGUUUGAAGUCAAUGACCUGAACUAUGAAGAUAAACUUCAAGAAGAUCGUUUUCUGUACAGUAACAUUGCCUUCAACCUGGCUGCCGAUUCGGCUCAGUCCAAAUGCCUGGACCAAGCCCUGGCCCUGUGGAAGGAAGUGCUUACAAAGGAGCCGGGCCCAGCUGUGCGGUGUCUCCAGCAGACUGCAGCUUCCCUGCAGACCCUCGUGGCCCUCUAUCAGCUGGUGGCAAAGCCCCUGCAGGCUCUGGAGACCCUCCUGCUCCUUCAGACUGUAUCUAAGAGACUACAGGACCAUGCAAAGGCCGUCAGCGCUUCCUGCCAGCUCACCCAGCAACUCUUGAGCCUCGGCUGUCCCAGCUAUGCCCAGUUAUACCUGGAAGAGGCAGAAUCAAGCCUGAAGAGUCUGGACCAGACUACUGACACAUACCAGCUCCUUUCCCUGACCUGUGCUCUGCUUCGAAGUCAACUCUGCUGGGCCUACCAGAAGGUGACUGAGGGUGUUUCUCUACUGCUUUCUGUCCUUCGCGAUCCUGCCCUUCAGAAGUCAUCCAAGGCUUGGUACUUGCUCCGUGUUCAGGCCCUGCAAAUCCUGGCUUUCUACCUUGGCCUCUCAUCGAACAUUCUCUCAAGUGUCCUGCGUGAGCAGCUCUGGGAUCAAGGCUGGCAGACCCCUGAGACAGCACUCAUAGAUGCCCACAAGCUCCUCCGAAGCAUCAUCAUCCUGCUUAUGGGUGGUGAUGUGCUCUCAAUUCAGAAAGCAGCUUUGGAGUCACCCUUUCUGGACUAUGGUGAAAAUCUGGUGCAGAAGUGGCAGGUUCUCACAGAGGUGCUGAGCUGCUCGGAGAAGCUGGUGGGCCGCCUGGGCCGUCUGGGGAGUGUGAGUGAAGCCAAGGCCUUUUGCUUGGAGGCCCUGAAACUUACAACCAAGCUGCAGAUACCUCACCAGUGUGCCCUGUUCCUUGUACUGAAGGGUGAGCUGGAACUGGCCCGAGGUGACAUUGACCUGUGUCAGUCGGACCUUCAGCAGGUUCUGUUCCUGCUUGAGUCUUCCACAGAGUUUGGUGGGGUGACCCAGCACCCAGACUCUGUGAAGAAGGUCCACACGAAAAAAGCGAAGCAGCAGGCUCAAGUCCCCAGCUCCCCACAGCCACCAGAGGAGGAACCCUUCCUCAGGGGCCCUGCCCUGGAGCUGGUGGCCACCGUGCUCAAAGAACCUGGCCCUAUUCAACCCUCUACAAACUCCUCCCCAGUCCUGAAAACCAAGCCCCCACCCAACCCUGGCUUCCUGUCCCACUCACCCACCUGUGACUGCAUGCUGUGCGCCAGUCCCGUCCUCUCGGCCGUCUGUCUGCGCUGGGUGCUGGUCACUGCAGGAGCGAAGCUGGCCAUGGGUCAUAAAGCCCAGGGUCUGGAUCUACUGCAGGCUGUGCUGAAGGGUUGCCCUGCAACCACCAAGCGCUUCACACAAAACCUUCAAGCGUCACUGAAACUCAGAACACCCCCCUCUUGUGUCCCAAGCCUCUUUGAUGAGCUCAUGGCUCAAGUGUACACACACUUGGCACUGCAGUGCCUGAACCAGACAUCGGAAAAGAACUUGGGAAAGGUCCUGGCAUCAGGGCUGAAGUUUGUGGCCACACGGAUACAAUACUUGGAGUUCUGGCAAGCCAACCUGCUCUUGGUUCAGGCCCUUGCAAAGCUGGCCAGCUUCAGCUGCUGUACUUCUCAGCUUUUUGCACGCACCUGGGGCUGGCAGCCACCAUUAGUAAAAAGUCCCACAGUCUUAGAACCCUCUAAGAUUCGGAGACAAAAAUGCUCUGGACGAGGGCGUCGGCAGACAGCCUCUGCUCCCUCACCCCUCCAUAAUAUCUCUCAGAAAGGUCUGGAAGAGGAUGGGCCACCCUGUACUCCUAAGCCCCCAGGCCGGGCUAAGGCUGGCCCUCGUGUGCCUUUCACCAUAUUUGAAGAAGUCCAUCCUACAAAAAGCAAACCUGAGGUCCCCUUGGCACCCCGUGUGCGGAGGAGGGUCCAGACACGCCUCAAGGUGAACUUCAGUGAUGACAGUGACCUGGAAGACCUUGUCUCAGCUGAAGCACAACUUGUAGAGCAACCGAAGAGAAGAGGGACUGCUUCCCGGGGCCGGGGCCAGAGUAGAAAGGACCCAAGCUCGAAGACAGAUGCAGUAGUUGCCACAGGUGGUGCCCCUGGACACCCCAGUCUCGGUGGUAGGGGUCGUCGUGCCAAGAAGGCGGCAUCAAGACACUGUGAAGGAGAGAGUCCCGAGACGGGCCUCUGUGCCCGGGCUCGCCUGGGACCCGAGGUCAUGAGGACUAUCCCUGAAGAGGAACUAGUGGACACCCAGCUGGAAAUGAGCUUUGAAACUCUGAGGGGUUCCGACGGGGAAGACUCAGCGUCAGGUGAGAAGGCAUCAGCUGCAGGCCCUGGCCUACCCAUAGGAGAAUGUGAGGUGCUGAGACGGGACUCCUGCAAGGCAGAACCGCCUGUCCUGUACCCUGACAAGGAGGCCGAUGGUGACCCUAGUCCUUGGCUCCCGUCCCUCUCAGUCCCUGUACCCAUUGAUCUUCCUACCCUGGAUUCCAUCUCCGACUCACUGAGCAUCGCUUUCCGAGGUGUCAGUCACUGCCCUCCAAGUGGGCUCUACGCCCACCUCUGCCGAUUGUUGGCUUUGUGCCUGGGUCACCGGGAUCCCUGUGCCACUGCAUUCCUUGUUGCUGAGUCUGUCUCCAUCACUUGUCGUCACCAGCUGCUCACCCAUCUGCACCGACAGCUCAGCAAGGCGCAGAAGCAGCAAGGAUCACCUGGUCUGGCAGAGCAUCUGCAGGGGCUGAACCUGAGGGAGAGGCCCGGAGAUGUGCCCCUGGCCCGCAUCCAGCGCCUCUUUUCCUUCAAGGCUUUGGGGUCUGGCUACUUCCCCCAGGCAGAGAAGGACAGUUUUCAGGAGUGCCUGGCUCUGAUCCCCAGUGGGGUGACUGUCUGUGUGUUGGCCCUGGCCACCCUCCAGCCUGGAACCUUGGGCAACACUCUCUUAUUGACCCGCCUGGAAAAAGACAACCCCCCAGUUACUGUGAAGAUUCCCACUGCCCAAAACAAGUUCCCACUAAGCUCUGUUCUGAAAGAGUUUGAUGCUAUCCAGAAGGACCAGAAAGAAAACAGCAGCUGUACUGAGAAGCGAGCAUGGUGGACGGGGAGGCUGGCACUAGAUCAGAGGAUGGAGGAACUCAUCACCUCCCUAGAGGAGCAUGUGCUUGGCUGCUGGCGGGGUCUGCUGCUGCCGUCCAGUGCAGACCCUGGCCCUGCCCAGGAGGCCUCCCGUUUACAAGAGUUGCUGCAGGAAUGUGGUUGGGAAUAUCCUGACUCCACUCUUCUAAAAGUCAUUCUUAGUGGUGCCAGAACCCUCACCAGCCAGGAUGUUCAGGCCUUGGCAUAUGGGCUGUGCCCAGCCCAGCCAGAGCGUGCCCGAGUGCUCCUGAGUGAGGCAGUUGGACGGGUACAGAGCCAGGAGGCCCCUGCCAGUCAGCAUCUUGUACUGGUGCUAGACAAGGACCUGCAGAAGCUGCCGUGGGAAAGCAUGCCCAGCCUCCGAGCACGACCUGUCACCCGGCUGCCCUCCUUCUACUUCCUACUCAGUUAUUCUAUCACCAAAGAGGCUGGGGCCUCGUCGGUGCUGAACCAAGGUGUGGAUCCACGGAAUACCUUCUAUGUCCUAAACCCUCACAGUAACCUGUCAAGCACAGAGGAGAGAUUUCGAGCCAGUUUUAGCAGUGAGGCUGGCUGGAAAGGAGUGGUUGGGGAAGUGCCAAGCCUUGCGCAGGUGCAGGCCGCCCUGACAGAGCGUGACUUGUAUAUCUAUGCAGGGCAUGGAGCUGGGGCCCGCUUCCUCGAUGGGCAGGCUGUCCUGCGGCUGAGCUGCCGGGCAGUGGCCCUGCUGUUCGGCUGUAGCAGUGCAGCCCUCGCUGUGCAUGGAAACCUGGAGGGGGCUGGUAUCGUGCUCAAGUACAUCAUGGCUGGCUGCCCCUUGUUUGUAGGUAAUCUCUGGGAUGUGACUGACCGUGACAUUGACCGUUACACAGAGGCUCUGCUGCAGGGCUGGCUAGGAGCAGGCCCAGGGGCCCCCCUUCUCUACUACGUCAGCCAGGCCCGCCAGGCUCCUCGACUCAAGUAUCUUAUUGGUGCUGCACCUGUAGCCUAUGGCCUACCUGUCUCUCUACAAACACCCUGAAGCUGUCUUAUCUAUGGUAGAAGCUAUGUGACUAUCUACCUCCCAACUUAGUUUUAACUAUUUAUAGAAUUUUUAAAGUGAUUUUCCCUGGUGUUUUGUAUGAAGUGUUUCCUUUUAAUGUGACCUUAAUAAAGAUAUACUAAGCCUCA
Peromyscus californicus insignis is the source of this 9124-nucleotide messenger RNA. RefSeq names its product extra spindle pole bodies like 1, separase (gene Espl1). The transcript is spliced from 30 exons. Gene Ontology annotation, cellular component: nucleus; cytoplasm; centrosome. Lineage: Eukaryota; Metazoa; Chordata; Mammalia; Rodentia; Cricetidae. The record is from RefSeq and is a predicted model, not a curated record. Gene Ontology annotation, biological process: meiotic chromosome separation; proteolysis. Gene Ontology annotation, molecular function: cysteine-type endopeptidase activity. The coding region runs from base 2463 to 8975 and encodes 2170 amino acids.